Messenger RNA from Branchiostoma belcheri (Belcher's lancelet), 1133 nucleotides. RefSeq lists its product as uncharacterized. The record is from RefSeq and is a predicted model, not a curated record. Gene Ontology annotation, molecular function: catalytic activity. Bases 218 to 988 code for a protein of 256 amino acids. The transcript is spliced from 4 exons. Lineage: Eukaryota; Metazoa; Chordata; Leptocardii; Amphioxiformes; Branchiostomatidae.
CUUCAGGAAGUAACUUUUCUCGCAGCUUUUUCUCGGGACAACAGCAUGGCACAGCGGGUGCUAUGGGAAAACCAACACCAUGUGGCCUUCCUGGACCCAGCCCCCAGUCUGAGGGGAGCCACUGUGGUCAUGUGUAAGGACCGAGAGGCCAGGGACCUGUGGACACUGGCUGAGGAACAGUUUGGAGAAUUAAUGCUAGCAACCAGACAGGUACAGAAUGGUAGCCCAGCAUGUUACAGCAAAGCUGAAGGUAGGACGUUGUGCCAUGGUGGCUGACAGUAAGGUCAGAGGUGGUGCCCACACCCUGGUCCUGCCCCUGGACAGCCUGGGUAACAAGUGGGCUCCUGUACUGGCCAAGGAGACAGAGUUUAACACCGUUUACCCAGGAUACAUCACGACCAAGAGCGGUCCUCGUGCUGAAGACUCCGCACUUGACGUCAUCCAGUCCCGCAUCCUACAAGCCAAUCAACCCAACUUCUUGGGCAAUGAUGAAGCAAGUCAAAGUAAUCCCAAGCUUUCCCCUGAUAUGACAUUCUACGGAGAGGCAUCCGAUGACAACCUGUUUGCUCGCAUUGUUCGGGGAGAGCUGCAACAGUGGCGCAUCUGGGAGGACAGGGACCAUGUAGCCUUCCUCACACCUUUCCCCAACACACCUGGCUACACUGUGGUCGUCCCACGAGCACACCUGUCCAGUGACAUCCUCAGCCUCCCUACUGACGCUUACAUUAGACUUCUCCAGUGUGCCAGAACUGUGGGGCUAUUAAUACAGAAGGGACUGAACACCGAGGGGUUUGCCAUCGUAUGUGAGGGGAUGGAAAUAGAUUAUGCCCAUGUAAAAGUCAUACCAGUACAUACGACUACUGCUUCUACAGAGCCACUAGAGCCUGAGUACAUGGAGACAUAUGUUGGUUUUUUGACCUCCAGGCCUGGGCCCCCUGCAUCUGUAGACUAUCUGGACAAGAUAGAAUUACUUUUGAAAAUGCAGUGAACAUAGACCUCAAUGGAUAACCUCCUUCAACAUUUAUCUGCUGGGUUACAUAUAACAUUAUAUGCUACUACGAGAAACAGUAUGUUUGAGAGAUUUCCAAUGCAGCACCCCUCAGUUAUGCCUAGUUUUGAGCUUUUGAUAUGCA